Paramacrobiotus metropolitanus is the source of this 1177-nucleotide messenger RNA. RefSeq lists its product as uncharacterized. The transcript has 2 exons. The record is from RefSeq and is a predicted model, not a curated record. Gene Ontology annotation, cellular component: membrane. Gene Ontology annotation, biological process: G protein-coupled receptor signaling pathway. Gene Ontology annotation, molecular function: G protein-coupled receptor activity. The coding region runs from base 23 to 1102 and encodes 359 amino acids. Lineage: Eukaryota; Metazoa; Tardigrada; Eutardigrada; Parachela; Macrobiotidae.
CAUUCUGCAAUCCGUGUGCAACAUGUUAGUCAACACAACUUCGAAUUUUUCCGCUGUACCGGCGAAACGCAUACCGGCAAAUUUGUCCAACCUAUUUCUAACGGAAUCGCAGUUCAACGUAUUCUACGGCGUCAACCUGUUCUGCUGUAUCACCGCGUGUUCCCUGUACAUUCUCCUUGUCGCUGUACUCAUCCGGCAGAGCGGCCAUUUUACCGGCUCGCGGUUGCUCAUUCUACACCAGCUGAUCAUCGAGAUCCUGAUGGUGGCCAUCCACUGGCCCAUCUGGAUCGCCACCGUCGCGGAAGGCCAGCAGCAACGCGGCGUGGUCCGUUCCUUAUCCUUCUGCCAACACUAUUUCUUCUUCUACAUCAUCAACCUCACCGCGGUUCACUACGGACUACUCGGUAUGGCGCUGAACCGUUUCGUGGCUAUCGUGUUUCCCCAUCACUACAGAACCUUAUCCUCAAAACACAUGGUGUUAAUUCUCAUCGUGUUCUCCUGGGCGAUGGGCUUCUUCUGUGACUUCUACGUGUAUCUGGGCGCGGAGGGUGGAUUCUUCCCGCACCCGCCCUACGGUGUCUGCAACUUCAACCACCCCGGGGGCAUGUACGCGCUGGUGACGGUGUUUCGCACGUAUUUGCCGUUGUCGUUAACCGGGCUGCUGUAUUUGACCCUGUUUACCAAGAUCACCGUGGUAUGGUACCGGCAGAAGAAAGUAAUUGCCGAGCGUAAUCAGGCGGAUGACCCGAAAAUGCGGGCUUUUAAGCGGCGCGCACUGCUGGCACGGGUGUUGUUUGUCAUGACCGUCAUUCACUGCGUGUCGUUCAAUGCGGUGCCGUUUGUUAUGACGGUGAUGCCGUGGUUGUUUGCCAGUCAGCUCAGUCGGCAGUGGGUGAGGUUCAUUUUCUUCUCGGGAUUUUUAUCUCCGCCGUUGGUAUUCUUCGCGAUGAAUCAGGAUUGUCGUCGCGGAGUUAGGAAGCUGCUGCGUAUUGGAAAUAGUAGAGUAGGGAAGGAGGCGUUCAGCAGUGGGAACGGGAAAUCAGGGAAGACCGAUUUAACGAAUGCGUCGAUCAAACCGACUAUCAACGAUACACGAGUCUAACUAUACAAGAAAUGCGCAUCGAUUUACGUGCUCGCAUUAAUUUUAUUAUUUUAGCGCGCACUUCCUCAUGGCAAU